GGAACGGCUUCACGGUCACUCCGGUAAACCCGACACCCCGGGGCCUUCCCGGUAAACCCGGCAUCAGGGUCUCGCCGACAAUUCCCUCCGAAACAGAGGUAGUAGUAUGUCAGCAAAAAACAAGAAGCGUGUCAUUCUGCCAACUCGUCCCGAGCCUCCCACUAUCGAGCAGAUUCUGGAGGAUGUUAGAAGUGCCAGACCAUCUGAUCCAGUAUUCGCUUUAUUAGCUGAAGGCUCUGAGGAACUUCUGAUUCCAGUGAGAGCAGAAGUGUCACUGCCAGAUGUGGAAACGCAGUACCAGCAAAGCAAAGCCUAUGUUGAACUGAAUAAACGUUUACAAGUUGAACUUAAAGAAUUGGCAUUGCGAUCUGAAGAGUUGAAGAAAGCAGGGGAACAACUUGAUCUAAGUACUUCUGAAAUUAAAGAUAAGCAUUUUCAAAACCAAGCAAAUGAUAAAGAAUAGAUUCUAAUUAGGACUGGAUUCUGGCUCAUGGAAAUUAAGAAAUCGGCCACUUCGACUGGACCCUGUAUGCAGUUUAAGUAUGAUUUUUCCCUGUGGUUUUGUGAAACAGAUGAAGGGGUGGCUUUGCAUAUUUCAGAGAUACUGACUCAAAGUGGUUAUAAGGGAUUUGUGGAACACCAAGACCAAGUCGCUGGACAUCUGGUGAUAAAAGAAGUAACCAAUGUUAUCCAGCAAAGUAAAGUCACCAUCAUCAUCUUGUCACAAAGUUCCCUGGGCAGUGGCUGGUGUCGCAGAGUCUCUGAAUGGAACUUGCAGCAUUCAAUUGAGAAGGGAAACAAGGUUCUUCCAGUCUACUUUAAUAUAAAAACAGAACAAAUUCCACCAGUUUUUAGACACAUUAAUGGACUUCAUUACGACUCCAACUUUUUUACUAAAAGAUUACUGGAUAGCUUGAAAUCAGGAAAGAAAUCAACAUGUAAAUAUGUUAAUCAAAUGAAAGAUUGUUUAGAACAAGGCAAAGAAGCAUCAUUGGAGUAGGUUAGAAGCAUCAAUGAUCAUUACCUAUGAUUUUCAUCUGUGGUGAAUAAAUUGCAUUGUUUCAAA
Hemiscyllium ocellatum (epaulette shark) is the source of this 1066-nucleotide messenger RNA. RefSeq names its product chromosome 28 C19orf25 homolog (gene c28h19orf25). The record is from RefSeq and is a predicted model, not a curated record. The transcript is spliced from 3 exons. NCBI's taxonomy places the organism in Eukaryota, Metazoa, Chordata, Chondrichthyes, Orectolobiformes, Hemiscylliidae. Bases 107 to 463 code for a protein of 118 amino acids.